CUUUAUGACCAUUGUACCUUAUUGGGUACCCAUUGUUUUCAACGCCUUAUAUGAUCAACUACGAACCAGUUACUAGCAUCACACUUGUACUCUCUUCUUUCUUACAUGUUCUCUCUCUCUAAAAUAUUUAGUAGCAAUGAAUGAUGACGAAGUAGUGAUAAUUGGAGCCGGGAUUUGUGGGUUAGCGACGGCCCUUGCUCUUCACAAGAAGGGGAUAAAAAGUGUAGUAAUGGAGAGGGCUGAAAGCCUGAGGAACGUCACUGGAGCAGCAAUCGGCAUCCGCCCCAACGGGUGGCGAGCUCUCGAUCAGCUUGGUGUCGCUGAGACCCUCCGGCGCACUGCCAUCCCUCUUCAGAGGCAACGAGUCAUAUCGCUUGAUGGUGGGAGACAAAAAGAAAUCUCAUUGGUGCGUUUGGAAUACGAAAUACGUUGCUUGAGAAGAAAGGACCUUAUUGAUACUCUUUAUGCUGCACUUCCUCUAGACACUGUAAAAUUCGGCUGCCAACUUGAAUCCAUAAAACUUGGCCCGCAUUCCACCAAACCAAUUCUUCGGUUCAUUGAUGGAAGCUCCGUUAUAGCUAAGGUAGUAAUUGGUUGUGAUGGUGGCAAGUCAAUAGUUUCCGAAUUCCUUAACCUCAAGCCUACAAAGAUGUUUCCUUUAUGUGCGGUUAGAGGUUUAACAAACUACCCAAAUGGUCAUUCAUAUGACUAUGAGUUUGCUCGUUUCAUGAAAGACAACGUUAUCAUAGGAAGAAUUGCUAUUGAUGAUAACUCGGUUUACUGGUUUUGUUCACUACCCUUCAAUCCUAAAGAUGAAAAGGGUUGGAAAGAUCCUGAGGUAAUACGACAAUCGACCCUAGAGUUGCUAAGCGAUUUUCCCCAAGAAAUUAAAGAAAUGAUAGAAAACACGGACAUGGAGUCGUUAUCAUUUACACACUUGAGGUAUCGUGCACCACGAGACUUGUUGACGGGCACAUUUUGUAAAGGAACAGUAACAGUUGCUGGUGACGCUAUGCAUGUCAUGGGCCCAUUUUUGGGGCAAGGUGGUUCAGCAGCGUUAGAAGAUGCGGUUGUGUUGGCUAGAACAAUGGCUCAGUUGGGUUUAAACAAUGUUGGGAGUGGGAGUAAGGUAACAAUCCAUGGGGUUGAGAAAGCGUUUAAUCAGUUUGUAAAACAAAGAAGGAUGAGGAUAGUAUGGUUGUCGUUACAAACAUACCUCACCGGCAUGCUGUCAGGUACUUCUUUGGGCCCAAAGAAGAUUUUAUAUAUUUGGUUAUUGAAAGUUCUCUUUCCCAACCCAAAUGGCCAUAUUGAUUAUGAUUGUGGUGAACUUUGAUCCGUUCAAAGAUCUUUAGACUUGUUCUUUAUUGUAUUACUAGCUAGCUAGGCAUUUUCUAAACAUGUUUAUAUACGGGAUUUAUGCAAAGAUAUCACUCAAAUAAGUUUGUAAUAUGCUUGUAAGUUUGGUGACAUAUAUAAUUGUUACUAAUCGAUAACUUAAUUUCCGUAGUUGUGUUGAUUA
Helianthus annuus (common sunflower) is the source of this 1522-nucleotide messenger RNA. Its product is annotated as monooxygenase 1. The coding region runs from base 137 to 1336 and encodes 399 amino acids. Gene Ontology annotation, molecular function: FAD binding. The record is from RefSeq and is a predicted model, not a curated record. The transcript has 5 exons. Lineage: Eukaryota; Viridiplantae; Streptophyta; Magnoliopsida; Asterales; Asteraceae.